This is a messenger RNA of Trichoplusia ni (cabbage looper), 2749 nucleotides long. It is a transcript of the gene Vps35, whose product is annotated as vacuolar protein sorting-associated protein 35. Lineage: Eukaryota; Metazoa; Arthropoda; Insecta; Lepidoptera; Noctuidae. Gene Ontology annotation, cellular component: retromer complex; late endosome; retromer, cargo-selective complex. The record is from RefSeq and is a predicted model, not a curated record. Gene Ontology annotation, biological process: retrograde transport, endosome to Golgi; intracellular protein transport. The coding region runs from base 143 to 2566 and encodes 807 amino acids. The transcript is spliced from 18 exons.
AAUUGACAAGUUGUCAGCUUCGGUUGACAGUAGUUGUCAAGUCAAUCCGCUUGCGAUAUCCUACCAAAGAAAAUUGUGUUAAUUUUCCUUAGAAAAUCUUAUCGGUGUCUCCGUUUGUCCUCAGUCCACAACACAGGCACAAAUGACGAAUCAAGCGUCCCCGGUGGAGGAGCAGGAGAAACUCCUGGAUGAAGCCUUGAAUAUAGUCAAAGUGCAGGCAUUUCAAAUGAAGAGAUGUCUGGACAAAUCGAAGUUGAUGGACGCUUUGAAACACGCGUCGACCAUGCUUGGGGAGCUGAGAACUUCUCUGCUGUCACCGAAAAGCUAUUAUGAGCUUUACAUGGCAAUCACCGACGAACUACGUCACCUAGAACUGUACCUCUUAGAAGAAUUCCAGAAGGGCCGCAAGGUCGCCGACCUGUACGAGCUGGUGCAGUACGCGGGGAACAUCGUGCCGCGUCUGUACUUACUGAUCACUGUCGGAUUGGUGUAUAUCAAGACUAAUACGAAUCUGAGGAGGGAUCUGUUGAAGGACCUGGUAGAGAUGUGUCGCGGCGUCCAGCAUCCGCUUCGCGGCCUGUUCCUCAGGAACUACCUGCUGCAGUGCACCAGGAACGUGCUGCCUGACACUUCAGAAGCUCAGAACGAAAACGAGGGGGUUGUUAAAGACGCUAUCGACUUUGUGCUGAUGAACUUCGCUGAAAUGAACAAGUUGUGGGUGAGGAUGCAGCAUCAAGGACACUCCAGGGACAAGGAACGCCGCGAACGCGAACGUUCCGAACUCCGUAUCCUAGUCGGGACGAACUUGGUCCGUUUAUCCCAGCUUGAGUCCGUGACCGUGGACGACUACAGACGCCUCGUCCUGCCCGGGAUACUGGAACAGGUCGUCAGCUGUCGAGACGCGAUCGCACAGGAGUAUCUUAUGGAGUGUAUUAUACAGGUAUUCCCUGACGAGUUCCACCUGGCGAACCUGCAGCCGUUCCUCAAGUCCUGCGCCGAGCUGCAGCCCGGCGUCAACAUCAAGAACAUCAUCAUCGCUCUCAUAGAGAGACUCGCCACUUAUAGCCAGAGAAACGAAGGCAACAUAAAUUUAAGCGUAGUUCUAGAAGAUGGUAAGGAACAAGAGGUACAACUCUUCGAAGUAUUCUCCGACCAGGUUGCUGCUAUUACACAGAGCCGCGUCGAUAUGCCCCCGGAAGACAUGCUGUCCCUACAGUUGGCAUUACUGAAGCUAGCUCAGAGGUGCCACCCUGACAAACUUAACUAUGUCGAUAGAGUAUUAUUACAUACGGAUAAGAUUUGUGCUGAUAUACACCAGUCUAGCGGCAAAACCCAUUUAGAACACAACACAGCGGUAUUCAAAGAGCUGAUGAAGAUCCUCAAGCUCCCCGCAGACCACUACAAGAACAUCCUGACGCUCAUCAAGCUGCAGAACUACGCGCCGCUUAUAAAGCACCUCAACCACCCCGGCAGGACUAUGAUAGCGGUGCAUCUUAUCAACGAUGUAUUGGAUACUGAUUGUUUGAUAUCCACGCCUGAGGAUGUGGAGUCAGUACUAGCGAUGUUAGACGUACUAGUCAAGGACCAGCCCGAUCAGGGUACAGCGGAGCCAGAUGUUGAAGACUUCAUGGAGGAGCAGGGCUUGCUGGCAAGAUUGAUCCACCACUUCAAGUCGGACUCGGCCGACCGUCAGUACCUGAUCCUGAGCGCGGCCCGCAAGGCGCUCCAGGCGGGCGGCGCGGCCCGCAUACAACACAGCUUCCCGCCGAUACUGUUCCACGCGUACAGACUCGCACACACUUAUAAAGAGCUCAAGGAUACUGACGACAUGUGGGAGAAGAAAUGUCAGAAGAUAUUCCAGUUCUGUCACCAGACCAUCAGUAUGUUAGUGAAAGCUGAACUCGCCGAACUGCCACUAAGGUUAUAUCUCCAAGGCGCCCUGGCAAUCAGUGAGAUCGGUUUCGCGAACCACGAAACGAUAGCCUACGAGUUCCUGUCGCAAGCCUUCUCGCUGUACGAGGACGAGAUAUCGGACAGCAAGGCGCAGCUGGCAGCCAUCACACUCAUCAUAGCGACUUUCGAACAGAUUAACUGCUUCGGCGCUGAAAACGCGGAGCCAAUGCGUACCCAAUGCGCCCUGGCGGCCAGCAAGCUGCUGAAGAAGCCCGACCAGAGCCGCGCGGUGGCACUCUGUGCGCAUCUGUUCUGGAAGGCGGCCAAGGAUGGGAAGCAGUGGCCCCUAAACGACGCGUCCCGCGCGCUGGACUGCCUGAAGAAGGCGGCGCGCGUGGCGCAGCAGUGCAUGGACGGCGGCGUGCAGGCGCAGCUGCUGGCCGAGCUGCUGGGCCGCUACGCGCUGCUGCGGGAGCGCGGCAACACCAGCCUCACCACCAACCUCAUCGACGCGGUGAUCCAAAAAAUCCGUGAGGAGCUAGCGAACCUGGACCAGUCUGAGGAGGUGGAACAGAUCACGAAGCACUUCCACAACACGCUGCAGCAUCUGAAGAACAGGAUGGAGUGCCCCGACCCUGACGGGCUAGGAUAUGAAGGCCUUACUCUUUCUUAAGCUGUCGGUUAAGAGAUUCAACCUGUUUAGCGGCUGGUUGGAGAGUGUAUAGUAAUUUUUGAAGGUACUUUGUUUGGAGGAUGAAUCGUUGAUGCGAGUUGUCAAGUAUAAUAAGGUAUUUGACUAAGGGCCGAUUUUUCAAUCGCCAGAUAACUUUUAUUUGACGAAUAAGUUUGACGUAUU